Molecule: messenger RNA, 960 nt
Organism: Cygnus olor (mute swan)
Lineage: Eukaryota; Metazoa; Chordata; Aves; Anseriformes; Anatidae
Product: olfactory receptor 49-like
Biological process (GO): G protein-coupled receptor signaling pathway
Cellular component (GO): membrane
Molecular function (GO): olfactory receptor activity; G protein-coupled receptor activity
Source: RefSeq, a predicted model, not a curated record
AUGGGAGCAGGCAAUGGAACUGUCAUUUCUGAAUUCAUUCUUGUGGGCUUUUCGGGGCUCGAUCAAAGGCUACAGCUAUAUCCCUUUUUGGUCCUUCUACUCAUGUACCUGACAACAGUGAUGGGGAAUGCAGCCAUCAUUUUCCUGGUGUGUGUGGAUAACGGCCUGCAAACCCCCAUGUACUUUUUCAUUGGCAAUCUCGCAUUUCUGGAAAUCUGGUUUACGUCCUCCACAAGCACCAAAUUGUUGGUGAUUCUGAGCUCCGGCAGGAGAACAAUCUCAGUAGGUGGCUACUUUGCCCAGUCCUCUUUCUAUUUUGCCCUGGGUGCUGCAGAGUUCAUGCUCCUUGUUGUCAUGUCCUUUGACCGUUACAUUGCCAUCUGCCAGCCUUUGCGCUAUGUUGCCAUCAUGAAGCAUUGGCUCUGCAUCCACCUGGUUGCUGCUGUUUGGGUCAUGGGCUUCACAUUCUUGAGUUACCACCUGGUGCUGCUCUCAAAGCUCACUUUCUUACUUUCUGUGGUUCAAAAAGAUCCAGAUUUUUUUUGUUGUUUUUGUUUUUGUGACAACUCUUCCUUAUUCCAACUGUCCUGCUCUGAUGCCAGCCUUUGGAAAAUAGACUUGGUUCUGUUGUUUAUCAUGCUGUCUUCCUUGUGUUUAACUCUGGCAUCUUACACGUGUAUCUUCUGUAUUCUACGCAUGCCAGCAGCCUCUGAGAGGAAAAAAGCUUUUGCUACAUGCUCUUCCCAUCUCACCACCUUGGCCAUUGCCUGUGGAAGCUGCAUUGCUCUUUACGCACGCUCCUCAGGACAUGUUUCUUUGGAGACCAACAGCAUUGUAGCUUUGCUGAACACUGUGCUGUACCCAUUCUUAAACCCAUUCAUCUACAGUCUUAGAAACAAGUCUGUGAUGCUGGGCCUGAAAGAAGCCAUGGCCCAUGCAACAGCACAGCUUUUCCCCUAA